Messenger RNA from Beta vulgaris subsp. vulgaris (sugar beet), 748 nucleotides. Its product is annotated as photosystem I reaction center subunit V, chloroplastic. The coding region runs from base 112 to 603 and encodes 163 amino acids. NCBI's taxonomy places the organism in Eukaryota, Viridiplantae, Streptophyta, Magnoliopsida, Caryophyllales, Amaranthaceae. The transcript has a single exon. Gene Ontology annotation, cellular component: chloroplast thylakoid membrane; photosystem I. Gene Ontology annotation, biological process: photosynthesis. The record is from RefSeq and is a predicted model, not a curated record.
UCUACAUAUCUUCUUAGACCUUAAAAAUUUCCAUCAAAAAAAAAAAACCAUACCAUAUUUUAUUGAGCUUAACUUGUUUACAGUUUACACACACCUAACAACUAAAAAAAAAUGUCAGCAACCACAGCAGGUCUAAGCAGCAGCAGCUUAUUAGCAGCAUGCAGCUCAAAGCAGCAGCAUAAUGUCCAUGUCCAAGUAAAAUCCAUCUCAUUUUCCGGGCUGCGGCCAUUGAAACUGAAGAUGCUGAAGACUAACAGUAAAUUUUCGACGUCCGAAUCUCGACGAUCAAUGACUUGUAGAGCUGAACUGAGCCCAUCAUUGGUGAUAAGUCUAAGCACAGGACUGUCACUUUUCUUAGGAAGGUUUGUGUUCUUUAACUUUCAAAGAGAAAAUAUGGCAAAACAAGUUCCAGAACAAAAUGGGUUAACCCAUUUCGAAGCAGGUGAUAGCAGGGCUAAAGAGUAUGUUAGUCUUUUGAAAUCAAAUGAUCCAGUUGGGUUUAAUAUUGUUGAUGUUCUUGCAUGGGGUUCUAUAGGUCAUAUUGUUGCUUACUAUAUUUUGGCUACUGCUAGUAAUGGUUAUGAUCCUAAAUUCUUCAACUAAUUGUGAGUUUAGUUGGGAGAAUUGAGAAUUUGUUUUUCUUUCUUCUACUAUAAGUAUGUUAUUGUCAUUUUAUUUAAGAUCAUCGUUUGUGUGUAAUUAUAACAGACUAUGUUGAAAUGUUAUUGCAGUAUUGUCAUCUUUGAUC